AUGAAAGAUUCACAUUUCUUUGUCAUUCGACAAUACUAUAGUCUUCACAGUUGCUCAUUAAUGAACCGAAAUGCCAAUCAUAGACAAGCAUCCAGUCGUGUUAUUGGUUCUCGUGUACAGGGACACUUUAAGAAUAGUAAAGACCCACUCAACCCAAGAAGCCUCGCAGGAUUCAUGCGUGAGGAAAUGAAAGUUCAAGUCAGUUAUUGGAAAGGAAAACAGUGGGCUCAAAAUUUGAUUAGAGGAACGGCCAAAGAAAAUUUUGCCUUGCUCCCUUCGUAUUGUCACAUGUUGAAGUGGGCAAAUCCAGGUACAAUUACCCACAUUGAACUUGAUUCAGAAAAUAAGUUCAAGUACUUUUUUAUGGCUUUAGGUGUGGCCAUAAGAGGGUUCACUUACAUGAGGAAAGUAAUUGGUAUUGAUGCGGCUUGGAUCAAAACUAAGCAUAAGGGUGUGUUAUUAGUAGCAACUACACAAGAUAGUGAAUAUCAUACUUACCCCAUUGCAUGGGGUUUGGUUGACAGUGAGAAUAACGCUUCAUGGACAUGGUUCUUAGAGAAUUUGAAGGAGUUGAUACCUGAUAGCUCGGACUUAUGUUUUAUUUCUGAUAGACAUCAAAGUAUCAAACAUGCAGUUCGUCAUGUUUAUGUUAUGGCUUCUCAUGGGGCAUGUUAUUGGCAUGUAAAACAGAAUAUAAAACACUGUUUCAAAAGUGCUGCAGGGACUAAAUUGUAUAAGAAAGCUGCAAUUGCGUACCAUAACGAAGAGUUUAAUAAACACUUCGACCAACUUCGCAAAAUAUAUCCACGUGUCGCUAAGUAUCUUGAGAAUGAUGUCAAGUUCAGAAAGUGGUCUAGAGCACAUUUUGGUGGUAAUCGAUAUGAAGUCAUGACCACUAACAUAGUUGAGUCAGUGAACAAUUUGAUGCGAAAGGCAAGAGAGUACCCUAUUGUAAUGACCCACUAA
This is a messenger RNA of Humulus lupulus (European hop), 966 nucleotides long. RefSeq lists its product as uncharacterized. Lineage: Eukaryota; Viridiplantae; Streptophyta; Magnoliopsida; Rosales; Cannabaceae. The transcript has a single exon. Bases 1 to 966 code for a protein of 321 amino acids. The record is from RefSeq and is a predicted model, not a curated record.